Molecule: messenger RNA, 117 nt
Organism: Peronospora matthiolae
Lineage: Eukaryota; Oomycota; Peronosporomycetes; Peronosporales; Peronosporaceae
Source: the annotation of a GenBank genome assembly
AUGCAAUUGAGACGCGUCAUUUUUGGUGGAGAGGAAGCAAGUCGCGGUGAGUUGAGUGAACUGCUGCGGGUGGAAGUUCAGUCCGAACGCAUUGACACUCACGCGGAUGAUCCAUAG